Messenger RNA from Cuscuta campestris, 1695 nucleotides. NCBI's taxonomy places the organism in Eukaryota, Viridiplantae, Streptophyta, Magnoliopsida, Solanales, Convolvulaceae. The record is from the annotation of a GenBank genome assembly.
CGACAGAGCUCUUGAUGUGACGGGCAUGGGUGACAUAGUGCUAAUGACCCUAGUCGGUUUCUGGACUUUGAAGGAUGUCAAAGUUGUUCCAGCCUUGAAGAAAAGUUUGAUUUCUGUCAGGCAGUUGGACGAACAGGGACACGAGGUGAAGUUCAGAGAUGGGCAGUGGAAGGUCGUGAAGGGAAAUCUUGUCAUGGCCCGUGGAAGGAAGAGAGGUUCGUUGUAUAUGGUCGAGUUACCAUCUGAGGGAGUGACCGUCCCAGUUCAGAAGAAAAACGAAGUCCAGUUCACAGAGUCUCGUGGGCAGAAUAAGGUUGUCUGUGCAAGAGAGAAACCUAGAGCCACUGGUCAGACUCAGGAUGAACGAGCGUGGAAAGGUUCAAGGGGGCCAGUCAGAGGUAUUUGUGGCAGUGGGAGCUCAAGAGGCGCUUCAGCCAAGUUGCCUAGAAGACAAUGGGUCAGGAGAACCAGUAUUCCAGCUGUUGGAGCAUCUCCAGAAAAUUUCUUGCUGAGUAUGGAGAUUGUUUGUUCUCAGGAUGUUCUAGGAUCUGGCAGUGUGCGUCUGCAGUGGGAGCCGGUAGGGACCGAGGACGAGUCAGGGGCAGAUUUUGCCGUGACUGAUGUGUUGGAGCUUGGGAGAGCUUCAACGGGCCUUUCAGUUGUCUGAUGAUAGAGCCGCUGCAACAGGAGAGCUGAGGAAGAUUACUCGAUGUACAGGGAAUCGUGGUGGAUGGCAGUUGAUGAUUAUCAAGCCUCCAAGUGGGAGAAUGUUGGCUCUCAACUUCUGCAAAUCCAAAGUUUUCAACACUUCCUUCGCCACUUCUACCCCUUUCCAAGGGUAAAAUGUAAAUUAUUAUUACCCACUCAAACAUGUACACCAAUGUUAUAUGCUUAACCAUCAACAUGGUUAUCACAUAAAGACAAUAUUACAAUAUUACAACACUAACUAAUCAACAUACAAACAACGGGAAGCUACAAACAUCUAUUACAGGGGUUACAACCAUGCUUAAACAAUUCCCUUCGAUGAGCAUCUCUUCUACAACACAGGGUUAGAAAGACAGGCAAUAGCAACACAUCGAAGCAUUCUUGUUCAUCAUCAGGUCCAGGCCAUUUCAUUUCCCUUCAAAGAGGCAACCUCUUCUACCACACAGGGAAGCCAGCAACCAGGCAAAAGCAGCAACAAACCAAAGCUUAAAGUUUCCAUUAACACGUCACAGAAGUCAAGUCAUCAUUCAGUUGUUUGAGUAACCAGUUUGGGGGUUAAGCAAAUAACAGCGGUGUACAGGUUAAUCAACAAAGGAAGCCAGGCAGUGUUGGCUCUCUUAGGCAGUGUGCUCAAUUGGUGUUCUCCACAAUGCAAGUCAAAUAUAUCAAGGCUGAGAUGUCUCAUAUUUCCAUCAGUGUCAUCAGAAUCCAGGUCCAAGAGUCUCAAUCAGAGGAAAAUCAGCUUCAAGUCAUUAAGUCCUCAAGACAGUUAGCAAAGCUGAAUGUAUAUUACCAAGGUUCCAUCUUAAAUCCAUAACAGCAACAGGAAGUACAUCAAAUGUUCAACAGUGAUAUGUGCAAUUCCAAAGGCAUUAAAAUCUCCCAGAUCCAUUAUGUCAUCAAACCAUCAAACAUCAGUAACCAGCUCAAGCAGAGCAGUGGAACCAGGCCAAAUUACCCUGACCCAGACAAAGGAAGCUGGGUGAGUUU